UGCAUAAGCGGUCCAUUGUCUACGAACGAAGGUUAACGGCGAAGCGAAAUGCACGGGUAUAAAAGGGCGUCCGCCCCAAUCCUGCAUCAGUCAUCCCAGCAGCCUUAUCUUGGAGUGCCGAGGAAGACCAGGACUGCAGCCAUGAAGCUUUUGGUAGCAAUGUGUCUGAUGGCGGCGGGCGUCAGCGCCCAGUAUGGCCACGGCGGUGUUGUCUAUCCUGACGGAAGGCAGCACCAGUUCACCCGCGAGCAGGCUGACAACAUCGCCGUCGUCGGCUCGUCGGGCGUGAUCAUGAAGGACGGGUCUCACGUUCAGUUUGGCCAAGAUAUGGCUGCCCUCCACAACAACUUCCCUCGCCACCGCCGCAGCAAUCCCCAUGUGCUGUCCCAUGGUCCCUCGGGAAUAAUAUUCAAAGACGGCACACAGAAGCAGCUGGCCCGUGGCACAACCUUGGUUCACAGCAGUGCCUCCGGGACUGUGUUCUCCGACGGAUACAACAUCCAGCACAGCGCAAAGAAGCGAUCGGCCGCCCUUGUCGGCGACUCAGCGGUCAUCACUCCCGGAGGAAAGAUGAUUCAGCUAGGUCAUGGCGUCUCUGUCCUCCUGGCCGGCCCCUCCGCAGUCAGGCUGAGCAAUGGCAAGGUCAUCCAGUAUGAACAUUAGUCUUUUCAUCGGCUUCGUCGCCGCCAGGAGGCUGCUGGAUGCAACUGACGUGACCGCCUUGAGACAUCUGGUGACCCGAGGUCAUACAUUUUGUUAAAUGAACUUAGCUGCCGAAUUGGGCAGUUUUUUUUCUUUCAUAAUGUGUUGAUCGACGUCUUUUAGUAACAACAUUUUUUUUUUUUGCAUUCUGUACAAUAAACACAUAUCUGCAACUAGAAAUGAGAAA
Molecule: messenger RNA, 889 nt
Organism: Scylla paramamosain (green mud crab)
Lineage: Eukaryota; Metazoa; Arthropoda; Malacostraca; Decapoda; Portunidae
Product: cuticle protein CP1246-like
Exons: 2
Coding region: 49-663 (204 amino acids)
Molecular function (GO): structural constituent of cuticle
Source: RefSeq, a predicted model, not a curated record